Molecule: messenger RNA, 1300 nt
Organism: Coccidioides immitis RS
Lineage: Eukaryota; Fungi; Ascomycota; Eurotiomycetes; Onygenales; Onygenaceae
Exons: 2
Coding region: 340-594 (84 amino acids)
Source: RefSeq, a predicted model, not a curated record
AACUCUGGCAUUCAGGAAAUAUACACUCAAGAAACACGAAUCGAUCCACAUCAGUAGGAUUGUACGAGGGGGUUUAUAUUCCCUUUUUUGCUCCCCCGUUCCGUGGUCAAAGAACUAACACACGCUCAUUGCCUCUCGGAGCAGAGCUAUUCUCUUAUCGUUCCCUUCUCGUCGUGCGAUUCCCCGUCCAAUGGAAUACGAAUAUUGAUAAGACGCAUUUGUCAUCUCGAUAUCUUUCCCCGCUUUACACGAGAGAAAAUCGGUUCAACAUAGGAACUGGGUAGCGUAGCGGCAGUGAUAAUUUGGUCUUCUUCGGCGAGCGCCUUGGGAUUGAUCCGGAUGAAGGAUUUGAUCAUGCAACUGUGGCGCAUCUCUUCAUCGCCCCGUCGGGAGCACGAAUUUUCUUGCGACGGAGCCGGAGUCCCGUCAGCGAGAACUGACCUCAGGGGAGCGGGCGCCAAGCAACAAGUGCGGGCGAUCCGACGGAGCAUGGAGCACGUGUGGAAACCGGGAAGAGCGGUAAUAUCGAAAGAGAGACUGUUCCUUUUUUCUGAAAUAAGAAUAUAUCCUGCUGGUCCUCCCGCCAUAGGUUGAGCUCGACCUACCAUCUGACACAGCAGCAGCAAGGAGAAUCAGCCUCAGGCUUGCUUUGAACUUGGCUAUUUCUCAUCCACACAAAAGCCAGUGUUAGAGCCUGGUAAGGUCUCGGGACCGACAUAUCCUUACUAUAUACCCGAGUUAAGCUGCGAGAACAAUGUGCGGCCAAGCGAAGGUCACGCGCAAGUAUAAGGACUAUCUUGACGGCAAGCCGCAUGUCAUACGACUAUCCUUUGGAUGAAAGAUGCAACCACCCCAGCAAGGAUGCACCACAGUGCCUGAGCAUUAAGUUCCCUGUCACUGCUGCUCGCCCUGAGUGUGCUUUCGACCGAGCGCAGCAGCAAACCCGAUGUUUCUUAAAGUAUCCCGCAUGUUACGAUGAGCGGCAGUUAGUUGCGGCAGCCAGUUGUCGUAACACUCUACAAUAGGGGCUAACUAGAAUUUAUCCGGCAACAGAUGGUUAAUAGCGGCUUCUUGUGUCCGUUAUCAUAUUUGUCUCCUGCCAACCACGCCCCUUCAAACCUAUGCAUUCGCUGAAUUGUCCAGUACAGGUAGUUGUAGGACAUGUGCUGAAUUGUGCGUACGUGCGCGCAGGGCUAAUGCUACAGGCAUUACAACCGGCGCUUCAAGCUGUCGGCCACCUGUCGCAGUGAUGGUGAACUAUCCAUAUAUGUCUAGCACCGGCGGAUAACAGCCUCGGUAG